Molecule: messenger RNA, 1191 nt
Organism: Bombina bombina (fire-bellied toad)
Lineage: Eukaryota; Metazoa; Chordata; Amphibia; Anura; Bombinatoridae
Product: zona pellucida sperm-binding protein 3-like
Exons: 9
Coding region: 1-1191 (396 amino acids)
Biological process (GO): positive regulation of acrosome reaction; binding of sperm to zona pellucida; egg coat formation
Cellular component (GO): extracellular matrix
Molecular function (GO): acrosin binding
Source: RefSeq, a predicted model, not a curated record
AUGUUUGGAUUUGGUCAGGGAUUUCAAGACAGCUAUACCCCUCCUGCAGAACGCAGACAGCUAUCCCAGCAGAAAACUAUUGCAGUUCAAUGUGAAGCUGAUAAACUGGUUGUCACUGUCCAACGUGAUUUGUAUGGCAAUGGAGUGCCAGCAAAACCUUCAGAUAUGGUAUUAGGUUCCCAGCUAUGUAAACCUACUUCACAAUCUACUAACACAAUCCUAGUUUUUCAGUAUGGGUUACAGCAGUGUGGAAUCCGCUUACAGAUGACACCAGAAUGGAUGAUCUAUGCUACACAAUUAAUAUAUAAUCCAACUCCUACCUCAAACUCUCUCAUCAUUAGAACAAAUUCUGCUGUGAUCCCAAUCAACUGUUAUUAUCCCAGACAAGGUAAUGUAUCCAGUAAUGCCAUCAAACCAACAUGGGCUCCUUUCAGCACUACCGUAUCUUUCGAAGACAAGCUUGUCUUCUCAUUGCAACUGAUGAAUGAUGACUGGAGCUCCAUAAGAACUUCUUCAGUCUUUCACCUGGGGGAAGUUUUCCAUAUAGAAGCCUCUAUUAGCAGUGUCAAUCAUAUGCCUAUGACAGUCUAUGUGGAUAGCUGCGUGGCUACCCUAACUACAGAUAUUUACUCCAGUCCACGCUAUGAGAUCAUUGCUGCAAAUGGGUGUCUAUUGGAUGGGAAACAAGAAGAUUCUUCUUCUGCAUUUAGAGCACCAAGAAUGCAACCAGACAAACUUCAAUUUACAGUUGAUGCCUUCAGAUUCACAGGGAAAGAUAUCUCAAUGAUCUAUAUCACCUGCAAUCUGAAAGCUGCUGCACUUACUCAGGCCCCAGAUACUAUGCACAAGGCUUGUUCCUUCAACAAAGCUACAAACAUCUGGUCUUCAACUGAAGGACCCAGUAACAUUUGCAAUUGUUGUGAUGCUGGAAAUUGUGUGGUGACUCCAGGACAAAGCAGGGGACGGGGGCCCUAUUAUACAGGCUCUCGAAGAAACUGGAAAAGAGAAGCUGAAACAGGUAAUUGGCUCCUUGAGGAAGAAGAAGCAAUAGCAACACUAGGUCCCUUAAUGGUUAUUGGAUCUGCUGAAAAAAUAGAAUUUUCAUCAAUUCUAGAAAAUAACAACAAGCUGGAACUUUGGCUAUUGCAAGGCAAUAUAAAGAGUGAGUUUGAAAUUAUCGCCCAAGAUUGA